CUUCUCCGGUCCCGGUCCUCCACCAACGUAGCUCAGCUGUGCACUACAAAUAAGGCGGCCUUUCACGAUCCCUUCUCGAUCAAUCGCUAUAUAGCACGUAGAAGAAGAAGGAGGAGAAGACGAAGCACAAGUAGAGCUAAGGCAGUGAUCGAGAGCUAGCUAGCUAGCUCACAACGACGUACGUGAUUGCAGAUCGAGCUACGAGCAGCAGAGAGAUACAUCGUCUAGGAGUACCUACCUAGCUACGAGAUAUGGCGGCGUCGGCGGACAUGGAGCGGAUCUUCAAGCGGUUCGACACCAACGGCGACGGCAAGAUCUCGCUGUCGGAGCUCACCGACGCGCUGCGGACGCUGGGCUCCACCUCCGCCGACGAGGUGCAGCGCAUGAUGGCCGAGAUUGACACCGACGGCGACGGAUUCAUUGACUUCAACGAGUUCAUCUCCUUCUGCAACGCCAACCCGGGGCUCAUGAAGGACGUCGCCAAGGUCUUCUGAUCCAUCCAUCAUCCAAUAUAUAUAUAUUAAUUACUGAUCAUGCAAUGUCGUCCAUCGUCGCUUCCUAAUCCAUGCAUGCAUCCCACAGGCCUGCUUAAUUCCAUCACCUUCUUCAAUUCAUUCCACCUAGCUCAUUGAUUAAUUGAUUACUUACUAGUCUGUUUGUCUAAUAUAUAUAUAAUUCGGUCCAUCGGCGUCUCACAUUUGCUUUUGUUUCUUCCUGCCUUUUCAAUCAAUUUAUUAUUAUUAUAUAAAUAUGAACUAUAUUUUUGUUCCUGUCUGCUGAUGAGUAACUUGUACAUGGGCUGCCUGAGCUUAUAUGUAAUUUAAUUUCUCGGACAACGAGAAUCCAUCCAUGCAU
Messenger RNA from Phragmites australis (common reed), 855 nucleotides. RefSeq names its product polcalcin Phl p 7. The transcript has a single exon. Gene Ontology annotation, molecular function: calcium ion binding. The record is from RefSeq and is a predicted model, not a curated record. Lineage: Eukaryota; Viridiplantae; Streptophyta; Magnoliopsida; Poales; Poaceae. The coding region runs from base 252 to 494 and encodes 80 amino acids.